Molecule: messenger RNA, 549 nt
Organism: Sphenostylis stenocarpa
Lineage: Eukaryota; Viridiplantae; Streptophyta; Magnoliopsida; Fabales; Fabaceae
Source: the annotation of a GenBank genome assembly
AUGCAAGGCAUAGGAAUAGGGUGUUGUUCAAACGACGUCGUGGUACAGGUGGAGCUGAGUCCUACCAUGAGCAAUUCCUCCUCGCUAUCCAUGGACCUGGACGAGUCCACAGAGACCCGAAUCCAACGUCUCAUAUCAGAACACCCUGUCAUCAUCUUCACUCGAUCCUCCUGCUGCAUGUGCCAUGUCAUGAAGAAACUCCUGGCCACCAUCGGAGUCCACCCCACCGUCAUCGAAUUAGAUGACAACGAGAUCACUGCCCUCCCCCUUCCUGACACCACUGCCCCAGCCGCCUUCAUCGGCGGCACCUGCAUCGGAGGUCUUGAAUCUCUAGUCGCCCUCCAUGUCAGCGGUCACCUCAUCCCCAAACUUGUCCAAGUAGGCGCUCUCUGGGUUAUCCUUUUGUUUUUGUUUGGAUCAGAAAUAAUAAUGGCGACCUGGUUUUCAUUGGAGGUGUGGGACCUAACGGACACUGUCAUUCACCAUGGCCGUCCAAGUGAGGCAUGCUAUGAUAGCCUUUUCCAUUUUGGUUGUCCCAUAUGCGGUUAA